Molecule: messenger RNA, 1495 nt
Organism: Anopheles funestus (African malaria mosquito)
Lineage: Eukaryota; Metazoa; Arthropoda; Insecta; Diptera; Culicidae
Product: acetylcholine receptor subunit alpha-like 1
Exons: 7
Coding region: 210-1448 (412 amino acids)
Biological process (GO): regulation of membrane potential; signal transduction; chemical synaptic transmission
Cellular component (GO): membrane; neuron projection; synapse
Molecular function (GO): extracellular ligand-gated monoatomic ion channel activity; neurotransmitter receptor activity; transmembrane signaling receptor activity
Source: RefSeq, a predicted model, not a curated record
GACCGAAGCUCAGUUGCUUUCCAGUGUCCGGUCCGGUUAGCGUGUGGUUCAGUGGUUGUGGACGGAACCGAAUAGUGCGAGUUGCCGAAGCUGUGCAAGACUGUGCCCGUGAUAACCUGCUAUUAAUAGUACUUGGUGAUAAGCAAAAUCCUUGCUUGCCUUGUUCAGGGGCCCAUUUGUGGUUCGAGUGACCGAGUGUUGGAUAAAUCAUGGUGCCAAAUGUGAAAAAAUGCAUUUGCACCGCAUUGUUUGUGCUGGUGGCGGUUGCUGUUGGACAGGUGGUCGGUCAAGGUGAGGGAGCUGCCGUGUGGGCACCCACGUGGACGGAUACGCUCAAAAAGGAUCUACUGAAGGGAUACGAUCCAUCGAUUCGGCCUUCGCAACACUACAACGUAACGACCGUUGAGACGAGCAUCACGAUCACGCACGUGGAGAUAAACGAAAUUAAAUCAACGCUCUCCGUGUACGGAUGGAUGAAGUUUCAAUGGAUGGACAGCCGUUUGGCUUGGGAACCACAGCUGUAUGGUAACGUUACGAAGCUGUUUCUAAAUCAAACCUCCAUCUGGAAUCCGACCUUAGAUAACACUGGACCGUUAGUGAAGGUUGCCAGCAACGGUAUACUGGAGUUUACGAAUGCAUUGCGCCAUGAGUCCAAGUGUACGAUCCAGUGGCAAAAGUGGCCAUUCGACACACAACGCUGUAGUAUAUUUCUGCUCCCUUGGGCCGAAAUAUAUGAUAUGGAAAUUAACGUGAAAAUGCUUAAGAAUGAAGUAUUACAAGGAACGAUCUGGACCGUGAUGAACAUUACGCUGGAAACGCACAAAACCUUCAAUGUGAGCGAUAGUCCGGAACACCGGGGAACGCAUAUUAGGUUCGAGCUGAAGCGUAACAGCGCUAUCUACAGAAGUACCAUCACGGCACCGGCCUGUGUGUUGGUACUGAUGAAUUUGCUCAACUUUUGGCUACCACCGAACUGUGCAGAAAAGCUCAUCCUCAAUGCAAUUAAUGUGCUGAUCACGGGCAUGUUUCUGAUACACUUUAAUGAGCAUCUUUCGCUCUACACCAACAGUACACCGUCAGUUGUGUUAUUUUAUAGCCAAACUUUGUACCUGUCUGGAUUUUGCUUGCUGUUGACGGUUUUGCUAGAGUGUGUUGUAAAAUCUGGCUCCAAAAAACCGUUGCAUCCGGCAUUGAAGAAACUUAUCACGUUCGAUGUGAUCGCGGGAAUAAUCUCGAUCAAUAAUAGCCCUACGAGAAACGAUGACGAAAUGUGUGAGACGUUAGCGGACACUCAGGAAGCGAGUAACAACAUGGACGAAGUUCAAUGUAAUGGUCCGAGCCAGAACGAAGCCAAGCAGGACUGGCUGCUGUUUGUUACGCUGUUGGAACGGAUUGCGUUUGCCUUAUACGUUAUCAUAUUUUGCCUGAUGUUGGUUUUAUAUUUUUAAUUCAUUUUGUACAAUCUGAAGUUAAAUAAAAGCGUACUUACAGUGAA